GUGAGGAGAAAGAGCCCUAGCUUCACUUGAUCUCCAGCUUCCAACUUAAGUGGAACUUGAGAGGAUCUGAACUUCUGGAUUUCAGGACAAGUGAAGAAGGUUCUUUGAGCCAUAAAGAUGAAGAGUCUACUUCUUCUGGUGCUGAUUUCAGUCUGCUGGGCUGAUCAUAAUUCGGACAACUAUACUCUGGAUCAUGACAGAGUCAUUCACAUUCAAGCAGAAAAUGGCCCCCGUCUACUUGUGGAAGCAGAACAAGCCAAGGUGUUCUCACACAGAGGUGGCAAUGUCACACUGCCAUGUAAAUUUUAUCGAGACCCUACAGCAUUUGGCUCAGGAAUCCACAAAAUCCGAAUUAAGUGGACCAAGCUAACGUCAGAUUACCUCAAGGAAGUGGAUGUUUUUGUUUCCAUGGGCUAUCACAAAAAAACCUAUGGAAGUUACCAGGGUAGAGUGUUUCUGAAAGGAGACAAUGACAAUGAUGCUUCUCUGGUGAUAACAGACCUCACCCUGGAGGAUUAUGGGAGAUACAAGUGUGAGGUGAUUGAAGGGUUAGAAGAUGAUACUGCUGUGGUAGCAUUAGACCUUCAAGGUGUGGUAUUCCCUUACUUUCCACGACUUGGGCGCUACAAUCUCAAUUUUCAUGAGGCACAGCAGGUUUGUCUGGACCAGGAUGCUGUGAUCGCCUCCUUUGACCAGCUCUAUGAUGCCUGGCGGAGUGGGCUGGACUGGUGCAAUGCAGGCUGGCUCAGCGAUGGGUCUGUACAGUACCCCAUAACAAAGCCACGAGAGCCCUGUGGUGGACAGAACACAGUGCCUGGCGUCAGGAACUACGGGUUUUGGGAUAAAGAUAAAAGCAGAUAUGAUGUUUUCUGUUUUACAUCCAACUUCAAUGGCCGUUUUUACUAUCUGAUCCACCCCACCAAGCUGACCUAUGAUGAAGCCGUGCAAGCUUGUCUCAAUGAUGGUGCUCAGAUUGCGAAAGUGGGCCAAAUAUUUGCAGCCUGGAAACUUCUAGGAUAUGACCGCUGCGAUGCGGGCUGGUUGGCUGAUGGCAGCGUCCGCUAUCCUAUCUCUAGGCCAAGAAGGCGUUGCAGUCCUACUGAGGCUGCAGUGCGCUUUGUGGGUUUCCCAGAUAAAAAACAUAAGCUGUAUGGUGUCUACUGCUUCAGAGCAUACAACUGAGAGUGCCCCUAGAGAGCGUCAGUUUUAGAGUUCUUAAGAACAUGUGAAAGGUUUUUUUUCAAUAUGAACUCAUGCAAGUUACCAAAACUGUGAUAACCCUUUUUUACUUACUGUAAAGAGUCAUUUUCAUAAAGACCAAUUCAUUAAUUUGUUUUUGUAAAACUGUCAGUCAAUGUGUAUUAUAAAUUAAUAUAAUUUUAAAAGAAGUUCUACAUAAGAAGGCUUUAAAGCCAAACUGUUUAAACUACAUCUUUCCAACAAAGUAUCCUUUCAUGAACAGGCAUGCAAUAGCUUGAAAACUGCUAGGAUUAUGUUAAGGAAAGCAAAGCUACUCAGAGCAGCAGCUUCCACAAGCACAAAUUUUACACAUUUCUACAAUUUUGAAAUACAGUACAAUAAACAAAUUAAAGCAACAGAUUUGAAAUACAGGCUUCUUUCCAUGAACUGAGAUUCUAACAGGUUACACAAAACUCAGUUUCACAAGGGAACAAUCUACAUUUUUCUAAACGUUAGUAUUUCAAGUCUCCAGUAGACAAAAUACUUUACUCUUUAAAAUCCUGCCUUU
This is a messenger RNA of Castor canadensis (American beaver), 1747 nucleotides long. It is a transcript of the gene Hapln1, whose product is annotated as hyaluronan and proteoglycan link protein 1. The record is from RefSeq and is a predicted model, not a curated record. NCBI's taxonomy places the organism in Eukaryota, Metazoa, Chordata, Mammalia, Rodentia, Castoridae. Gene Ontology annotation, molecular function: hyaluronic acid binding. Gene Ontology annotation, cellular component: synapse; perineuronal net. Gene Ontology annotation, biological process: central nervous system development; glial cell differentiation; positive regulation of neuroblast proliferation.